Molecule: messenger RNA, 863 nt
Organism: Gadus chalcogrammus (walleye pollock)
Lineage: Eukaryota; Metazoa; Chordata; Actinopteri; Gadiformes; Gadidae
Product: ubiquitin-conjugating enzyme E2 R1-like
Exons: 5
Coding region: 54-782 (242 amino acids)
Biological process (GO): protein polyubiquitination; ubiquitin-dependent protein catabolic process
Molecular function (GO): ubiquitin conjugating enzyme activity
Source: RefSeq, a predicted model, not a curated record
UUGUCCUUUGUAGCUGGGGGUUGUUGAUAUAUUUAUCCCAAUCGGUGUGGAAUAUGGCUCAGCAUGGUCACCAUGUAGCCAGUUCCCAAAAAGCACUAAUGCUAGAAAUGAAAAGUCUUCAAGAUGAGCCAGUGGAAGGUUUCAAAAUAACUUUAGUCGACGAGUCGGACAUGUACAAUUGGGAAGUGGCAAUAUUUGGACCCCCAAAUACACACUACGAAGGUGGUUAUUUUAAGGCCCGGAUGAAGUUUCCUAUCGACUACCCUUACGCCCCCCCUGCCUUCCGCUUUCUCACCAAGAUGUGGCAUCCAAACAUCUAUGAGAAUGGAGACGUUUGCAUCUCCAUCCUGCACCCUCCUGUGGACGACCCUCAGAGCGGAGAGCUGCCCUCGGAGAGAUGGAACCCCACACAGAACGUCAGGACCAUCCUGCUGAGCGUCAUCUCCCUGCUGAAUGAGCCCAACACCUUCUCCCCCGCCAACGUGGACGCCUCCGUCAUGUACCGCAAGUGGCGGGACAGCAAGGGCAAGGACCGGGAGUACGCAGAGAUCAUCAGGAAGCAGGUGCUGGCCACCAAGGCGGAGGCGGAGCGGGACGGUGUGAAGGUGCCCACCACGCUGGCCGAGUACUGCGUGCGGACGCGCGCCCCGCCCGCCGACGACGGCUCCAACCUCUUCUACGACGACUACUACGACGACGAGGACCUGGACGAGGCCGACGACGACGCCGACCAGGACUGUUGCUACGACAACGACGACGACUCGGGCACCGAGGAGUCCUGACAACCGUCGUCGUGUCCUCCUCCUCCUCCUCCUCCUCCUUUACCCAUCCCUUCCCCUCCCUCAGCCUCAAACUGAACUUUG